Molecule: messenger RNA, 1827 nt
Organism: Rhineura floridana
Lineage: Eukaryota; Metazoa; Chordata; Lepidosauria; Squamata; Rhineuridae
Gene: SLC35F4
Product: solute carrier family 35 member F4
Exons: 8
Coding region: 176-1609 (477 amino acids)
Cellular component (GO): membrane
Source: RefSeq, a predicted model, not a curated record
AACAGCCGCUCAGCCUUCCUCGCUGCCUGCAGAGUCUUCCCAGCGGCGUCUCUAGACCCGGCAGAGAGGUACCUGGUGGCGCUGGACAGGGCGAGGGGCAACCUCCUCCCAAAAAUGUGGAGGCACAAGGCGGAGAAGAGAACGUGACAGCUCCCCGAGCGAACAAUUCCACAGAAUGAAGAAGCAUUCUGCGAGAGUGGCACCGUUAGAUCCUCUCUGUAUUGCCACAUUAAAUUCACCUAGAGCAGACGGUGCCUCCCGAUCCUCUGUCGUCCGAUGCAAGCCGGGAGCCAACUGCCCCAGCACUCAGAGUGGCCUCUGCCGGCAGCAUUCUCCUUUGUCUGCUGCGGAAGAUUCUGCUGCUCCCAUUUUAGAGCUGCAGAGUCGAAGUCCCUCCGGAUUUUGCCGGCACGGCAGAGGAGAGAGGCAGAGCAGACCAGGAGAAGAAGGGACGCAAACCCAUGGGGAAAACGCCAGCCAAGAGAACCAUGUACAGACCCGGUGUGAAUCUUGCAUGUCCACGUUUCUCAAGAUUGUCUGGGGAUUUCUGAUUAUUUUGUCUGUCUCCUCCUCCUGGGUCGGAACAACUCAGAUUGUGAAAAUCACAUACAAGAACUUUGACUAUCCUUUGUUCAUGACUUGGUUUUCCACAAACUGGAACAUUAUGUUUUUCCCAGUUUAUUACUCUGGGCAUCUUGCAACUGCACAGGAAAAGCAAUCUCCAAUAAAAAAAUUCAGGGAAUGCAGUCGGAUUUUUGGCGAAGAUGGUCUGACGCUGAAACUCUUUCUUAAAAGGACUGCUCCUUUUUCUAUUCUCUGGACUUUGACUAAUUACCUUUAUUUGCUGGCUCUGAAGAAGCUGACAGCCACGGACGUCUCAGCCCUAUUCUGUUGCAACAAAGCCUUUGUCUUCCUGCUCUCCUGGAUUGUACUGAAGGACAGGUUCAUGGGUGUAAGGAUAGUUGCCACCAUAAUGGCCAUCACCGGAAUUGUUAUGAUGGCAUAUGCAGACGGUUUCCAAGGCGAUUCAAUUAUCGGGGUUGCCUAUGCCGUUGGAUCUGCAUCGACGUCUGCGCUGUAUAAGGUUUUGUUUAAGAUGUUCCUUGGAAGUGCCAACUUUGGGGAAGCUGCCCACUUCAUCUCUACCCUCGGCUUUUUCAACUUGAUUUUUCUGUCCUUUACACCGAUCAUACUUUAUUUUACCAAGGUGGAAUACUGGUCACCCUUUGCAGCUGUGCCGUGGGGCUAUCUGUGUGGAAUAGCAGGCCUCUGGCUAGCUUUUAACAUCUUGGUGAACGUUGGUGUUGUGCUUACAUACCCAAUCUUAAUAUCUAUUGGGACGGUGCUCAGUGUUCCUGGCAAUGCAGCCGUCGAUCUUCUCAAGCGCGAGGUUAUCUUCAGCGUAGUGAGGUUGGGGGCCACCAGCAUCAUCUGCCUUGGUUUCCUGCUGAUGCUGCUUCCUGAGGAGUGGGAUGAGAUCACGCUGAGAUUCAUCAACAGCUUAAAGGAGAAGAAAGGCGAGGACCACGCUGAGGACAUCACGGACUCGAGUGUUCAAUUCCGAAGCAGAAGCCGAGCCAAUGGGACUGUGUCUAUACCGCUGGCUUAGGGCUGGCGACCUCUUAUUUGCACGCCAAUGUAUAUUCUGUGAAUAUGAUUUAAUUGAUUUUUUUUCUCACCCACUUGUAUGCUACAAAAUGAGUUAUUACUUUGAAACUGGGAACGGAGUGUAAAUUCAGCGCUGAACACAUUGGAACGUAAACUCUUUACAUUUGUACACCUAUCCAGGAGUAGGUACAAAUGAUUACAAUAAAUUCCUUUUUUAAU